Messenger RNA from Verticillium alfalfae VaMs.102, 879 nucleotides. Its product is annotated as ferredoxin-dependent glutamate synthase. Gene Ontology annotation, molecular function: glutamate synthase (NADH) activity. NCBI's taxonomy places the organism in Eukaryota, Fungi, Ascomycota, Sordariomycetes, Glomerellales, Plectosphaerellaceae. Gene Ontology annotation, biological process: ammonia assimilation cycle. The transcript is spliced from 3 exons. The record is from RefSeq and is a predicted model, not a curated record. Bases 1 to 879 code for a protein of 292 amino acids.
AUGGCGAAGGCCUCCCGUGGACUCGACCCUACUCGGUCCCGCUGCCAGGUCCCGCGAGCCUAUCAUCCUCCAGCCCUUUGUCGUCCUUGCCUCUGCCUACGGCACUGGCGUCGAGCCCGAAAUCACCGAUCCCGAGAACUGGCGCCCGUCCAGGUCUACCAAUACUACCACGACCUGGUCAACGCCGACUACGAGGGUCACUUUGCCCUGGUGCACUCUCGUUUCUCCACCAACACGUUCCCCUCGUGGGAUCGUGCCCAGCCUCUUCGAUGGGCCGCCCACAAUGGUGAAAUCAACACCCUUCGUGGCAACAAGAACUGGAUGAGGGCUCGUGAGGGCGUCAUGCAGUCCGAUGUCUUCAAGGACGAGCUCGAGAAGCUGUACCCCAUUGUUGAGGACGGCGGUUCCGACUCGGCAGCCUUUGACAACGUCCUCGAGCUGCUGACCAUCAACGGCGUGCUGUCGCUGCCCGAGGCCGUCAUGCUGAUGGUCCCCGAGGCUUGGCAGGGCAACACGCAGAUGGACGCCACCAAGGCCGCGUUCUACGAGUGGGCUGCGUGUCAGAUGGAGCCCUGGGACGGUCCCGCUCUGUUCACCUUUGCCGACGGUCGUUUCUGCGGUGCCAACCUCGACCGUAACGGUCUUCGCCCUUGCCGUUUCUACGUCAUGGAUGACGACCGCAUCAUUUGCGCGUCUGAGGUCGGUACCAUUCCCGUCGAGCCUGAGACCGUCAUCCAGAAGGGCCGUCUCCAGCCUGGUAAGAUGCUGCUCGUCGACACCGUCGCUGGCCGCAUCAUCGAUGACAAGGAGCUCAAGGAGGCUGUUUCCAGCCGUCACGACUUCCGUGAGCCUCCUGCUGGCUCCCAUGGCCUCCGAUGA